Triticum urartu is the source of this 1974-nucleotide messenger RNA. The record is from RefSeq and is a predicted model, not a curated record. Lineage: Eukaryota; Viridiplantae; Streptophyta; Magnoliopsida; Poales; Poaceae.
UUCUUGGCCAUGGCGCCCGGUUUCAUGCCGAGGCGCCUGAUCGCCUUCCUCCUCAUCUUUUGUGUCCUCCGCCGGGGGCAGGGGGGCAGCACAACCUCGCCGGGGCAGCAGUCCCUGCUGUGUGGCUCGCAAAAGUACGAGAUAGGCAGCCCCUACGACGACCACGUUCGCUGGCUUCUUCCCAACCUUACCGAGUCCGUCAUCCAGGACGGCGCCAUUUCCGGCUGGGCUGACGUUGGCAACGUGGCCAGCGACCCUGAUGAUGGGGUGGGUUGCAUGGCCAUGUGCUACGCGGACCACGGCCGGGAAGACUGCGCGCAGUGCCUCAGGUACGCCGCCGGCCGGUUCCUCCAAGGGAAGGACUGCCCCAACGCCAGGAACGCGUCCGCCUUCUACGACACCUGCAUGGUAUGGUACUACCAGCUCUCCCCGGUGGUGGGCUUCGGCUACUUAUCCGUGGCGGUCAAAAGCGAUUUGGGGCUUGACCUCACCGGCAGCCAAGAUGUGGUGAGCUUCCGGAGGAAGCGGAGAUUGCUUCUGCAAGAUCUAUCUAGCCGGGCGAUUGCGUCCAAGCAGUACGCCGCGGCCAGCAGCACCAGCUACUACGGCAGCGCCUUCCAAAGCAUCUACGGCCUUGUCCAGUGCCAGAGGUUCCUGUCCAGAGAAAACUGCAGCUGCUGCCUCAACGAGUUGACACAAUAUGUUGCGGGUCAUCGCAGCACCAUGACUAUAGGCGCGGUCAAAACUUACUGGUGCUACAUCAGAUAUGGGACGGAGAAGUUCGAUGAUUACAUCUCCGAAUACAUGGCGACGCCGCCGUCGCCCAACGACGCUUGGGCAACAGCACCCGCCAUGGCACCAGCGCUGGCGCCGGCGCCACCACCCCACAAAAGGGAGGCAACGAUGAUAGGAGUUAUCAUAGGUAUUUGCAGCGGCAGCAUCGUCUUGGUGACCGGGAUUAUGCUUCUUCUCAGGUACCUCUUCCGUGGGAGGUUGUCCCGUGUGCCUUCCAGGCAAAGCAUACAACUUGGCAGCUCCGCGCCAAUGCAGUUUUCAGCCAGCCAGCUCAGGGACGCGACUAACAACUUCACUGACCCUCUAGGCAGCGGUGCAUUCGGUACCGUGUACAAGGGUACAAUGGGAGGGAAGGAGGUCGCCGUAAAGAAGCUUCAUAGCAAGGAUGGUGUCGUAGGGGCGGCCUUCACUAGCGAAGCCCACAUGCUCAUGGCGUUCAAGCAUAAGAAUCUUGUGAAGCUGCUGGGGUACUGUGACACAGGCGACGACAGGUUGCUCUGCUUCGAGUAUCUCAGUGGCGGAAGCAUCGAUAAGCUUAUCUAUAAGGGAAGUGGGUACGUGCUAGAUUGGAGCGGACGCUACAAGAUUGUGCAAGGAAUAUGUUCAGGCCUGCACUACCUACACCACGAACUAGACCAUGAGCAGAACAUCGUUCACCUGGAUUUGAAAGCGAGCAACGUACUGGUCAGCCGCGGCGAUGGGGGAGACAUCACCUGUGUGAAGAUCGCCGACUUUGGCCUCUCAAAGUUCUUCAAAGCGGAUCUAACACACUCGUACACGGAGCAGGUCGUUGGUCUAUUGGCGUACAUGGCACCGGAAUACGUCUGCAAGGGCAGAAUUUCACCCAAGGCCGAUAUAUACAGCUUUGGCAUUCUUAUUCUGGAGAUAGUCACUGGGCGAUGCGCCAAGGUGGGCGAUUCUUCGGGCGACUUCAUCACCUGGGUUCAUGAGGAGUGGAGAGGAGACGUCCGAGCUCUCAUGGAUGUUGAUGGCCUGCCGGGCGACUCUAUCACACAAGCCCGCAACUGCAUCGAGAUAGCGCUGGACUGCAUCCAGGAAGACCCCAACAGCAGGCCGGACGCGGCAAUGAUAAGGCAGAGGCUCUCGCAUGUAUGACGGCGGCGGAUGUGAAGAAAUUGAUUGUUUAUGUGAUGUGCUGUCAAUCUGUCAUUGUUACCG